AUGCCUAGUUUGAAAGUGUACAGACUGUAUUUUGAAGUGGUGCCUACAUGUAGUAACAUACUUUCACAUCCAUGCCCCGCGUUGAAUUUGAUACCGGCAUGGAACCAGUCACUUGUCUCUCGAGUUGCCAGAGGACCAUUUUUCAUGUUCCGCACCUUGGAUUGCAACUUAGUCGUCGUUGUCGUCGAUGGCAGGGUUUGGCAGCCUGGCACCCAAGAUGAAGAACGUGGUGGUGGCGGGCGGGCUGACGGGGUUCGUCUUCGGGGUGUACUACUACACCAUGUGGGCGGGUUUGGCAGCCUGGCGCCCAAGACGAAGAACGUGGUGGUGGCGGGCGGGCUGACUGGGUUCGUCUUUGGGGUGUACUACUACACCAUGUGGGCAGUGGGCAGCACCGACGAGCUGCAGGUCACCAUCGACAAGUUUGAGGACCUGAAGAAGAAGGAGGCGGCCGCCUCCACCGCCGCAAGCGCCUCCACCCCGGGAUCCUCCUAA
Messenger RNA from Triticum turgidum subsp. durum (durum wheat), 495 nucleotides. The record is from the annotation of a GenBank genome assembly. NCBI's taxonomy places the organism in Eukaryota, Viridiplantae, Streptophyta, Magnoliopsida, Poales, Poaceae.